AUGUCUUCUAAAAACAAGCCAGACACUUUAAGCGAAACUGCGUUCUUGCUGCGCCGUAUUCAUGCAUUUAAGGCUUCGCGACCGGCCUGGGCCCAUAUUCAUACUGGCAAUUGGACGCGCAAAAUUCACAACAUUUUUGCGUCUUCCUAUGUUAACGUGCUGCUUGUGUUUGUGCCCUUGGGUAUUCUUGCCUACCAUUUGUCAUGGGGAGCCAAGGCUGUUUUCCUCUUCAACUUUCUGGCCAUCAUUCCACUUGCUGCACUCCUUGGCUACGCGACCGAAGAAAUUUCUGUGCACGUUGGCGAGACUGUUGGUGGUCUUUUGAACGCAACUUUUGGUAACGCUGUAGAGCUCAUUGUGGCCAUUGUUGCUCUUGCUCGUGGUGAAAUCCGCAUUGUCCAAACCUCUAUGCUUGGCUCUAUUUUGUCCAACACACUGUUGGUUCUCGGAUCAUCCUUCAUUGCUGGUGGGUACAACCGAAUUCAGCAAAAGUUUAAUGCAACUGUGGCUCAGACCAUGUCAUCACUCAUGGCUCUUGCUGUGACUUCACUCUUGAUUCCUGCUGCUUUUAACUCGUCUUAUCCUCACCCAAGCAAGCCUGGUAAGAAGGCCAAUCAAGCUGUGCUCAACGUGUCACAUGGCACUGCACUAGUCUUGCUCAUCAUUUACACCUUGUACCUUAUAUUCCAACUUAAGACCCAUGCUCAAUACUUUGAGAGCAUGUCCGAAAACUCUGAUGAUAACGAUGUUUCUGAGCGUGGUGAGACUACUCCUCUUUUGACUUCUGAGAAUGGUACUGUUGUCAAUGGCCAGUCCACUGAUGACCAUGCUGCUCCUUCCUCUUCUACUUUGUCUACUUGGGAGGCUCUUGGACUUCUUGCCAUCAUUACAGUUGUUGUUUCUUACUGUGCUGAUUAUCUUGUUGAUUCUAUUGAUUCGAUUGUUACUGAGACAGGUAUUUCCAAGACUUUUAUUGGUGUUGUUUUGAUCCCCAUUGUUGGUAAUGCUGCUGAACACGUUACUGCCAUUGUGGUUGCAACUAAGGACAAGAUGGAUCUUGCUGUUGGUGUUGCCAUUGGUUCAUCGAUGCAGAUUGCCUUAUUUUUGACUCCAUUCUGUGUGAUUAUUGGUUGGUUCAUCAAUCAGCCCAUGUCUUUACUUUUCACCACCUUUGAGACUUGUGUUCUUUUUGUGUCGGUUCUUAUGCUUAACUACAUUGUUCAGGACGGUGAAUGUAAUUGGCUUGAAGGUUCUAUGUUGGUAGGUACUUACUGUGUAAUUGCCAUUGCUUUCUGGAACUAUCCUUAA
Magnusiomyces paraingens is the source of this 1308-nucleotide messenger RNA. RefSeq lists its product as uncharacterized. Gene Ontology annotation, molecular function: calcium:proton antiporter activity. The record is from RefSeq and is a predicted model, not a curated record. Lineage: Eukaryota; Fungi; Ascomycota; Dipodascomycetes; Dipodascales; Dipodascaceae. Gene Ontology annotation, cellular component: fungal-type vacuole membrane. Gene Ontology annotation, biological process: intracellular calcium ion homeostasis; calcium ion transmembrane transport. Bases 1 to 1308 code for a protein of 435 amino acids. The transcript has a single exon.